Molecule: messenger RNA, 4349 nt
Organism: Cuculus canorus (common cuckoo)
Lineage: Eukaryota; Metazoa; Chordata; Aves; Cuculiformes; Cuculidae
Gene: MEIS2
Product: Meis homeobox 2
Exons: 12
Coding region: 566-1999 (477 amino acids)
Biological process (GO): embryonic pattern specification; positive regulation of cell population proliferation; positive regulation of transcription by RNA polymerase II
Molecular function (GO): DNA-binding transcription activator activity, RNA polymerase II-specific; RNA polymerase II cis-regulatory region sequence-specific DNA binding
Source: RefSeq, a predicted model, not a curated record
AAAAAAAAAAAAACCAACAAACAACCAACCCUAUCGCGAUCCUAAAAGGCAAAACCAGAGCGCGGAGUUACUGGAAGAAGAAACCGGGGUUAAAAAGAUUCCUCCUCUCUUCUUCAUCAUCAUCAACCAUCAUUCAUUCACUACCUUGACAUUCCCUGGCUUUGAUUGACAGCUGGAGUGGCAAAAAGCCAUGAGACACGACAGUUUGGUUACAUGUGGGUUGCUGACGGGCCGAUCGUAACCUUCAGUUUGGGGGCUUGACAAUUUUAUUUUUUUUUUAAUAGAGAAAGAAAAAAGGAAAAAGAGGGACAGAAAAAGGAAAGAGAAAAAAAGAAGAAAACACAGAAACUCAUCGUGGUUCUUGACUGUUUUUUUUUUUAUAUAUCAUUGUUGUUGUUAUUAUUGUUGUUAUUAUUAUUUACCCAUAUUGGAGGAUAGGAGAAGUCUAUAAGUGGGUUGCAGGAAAAAAAAAAAAAAGGAAUCUUCUUCACUCUAAAUCACUUUCUUUGCUGGACUGGGAUAUUAAAUAUACGACACAUCCAGGAGUUUAUUGGAGCGCAGACUGAUGGCGCAAAGGUACGAUGAGCUGCCCCACUACGGCGGAAUGGAUGGAGUAGGGGUGCCUGCGUCCAUGUAUGGGGACCCUCACGCUCCCCGGCCGAUCCCCCCCGUGCACCACCUCAACCAUGGGCCGCCGCUCCACGCCGGGCAGCACUACGGCGCCCACGCCCCGCACCCCAAUGUCAUGCCGGCCAGCAUGGGCUCCGCUGUCAACGACGCCCUGAAGCGGGACAAGGAUGCGAUCUACGGGCACCCGUUGUUCCCCCUCUUAGCUCUGGUCUUUGAGAAGUGCGAGCUGGCGACCUGCACGCCCCGGGAACCCGGCGUGGCCGGCGGGGACGUCUGCUCCUCCGACUCGUUCAACGAGGACAUCGCCGUCUUCGCCAAACAGGUCAGAGCUGAAAAACCACUUUUUUCUUCAAAUCCCGAAUUGGACAAUUUGAUGAUCCAAGCAAUACAAGUACUAAGGUUUCACCUUUUGGAAUUAGAAAAGGUUCAUGAAUUGUGCGAUAACUUCUGCCAUCGGUACAUUAGUUGUUUGAAAGGAAAAAUGCCAAUAGACCUCGUUAUUGAUGAAAGGGAUGGCAGCUCCAAAUCAGACCACGAAGAACUCUCAGGAUCUUCCACAAAUUUAGCCGAUCAUAAUCCUUCAUCUUGGAGAGACCACGAUGAUGCAACCUCAACGCACUCGGCAGGCACACCCGGGCCCUCCAGUGGGGGCCAUGCUUCCCAGAGUGGAGACAACAGCAGUGAGCAAGGAGAUGGUUUAGACAACAGUGUAGCCUCACCUGGUACAGGGGAUGACGAUGACCCAGACAAGGACAAAAAGCGUCAGAAGAAAAGAGGCAUUUUCCCCAAAGUAGCAACAAAUAUCAUGAGAGCGUGGCUUUUCCAGCAUCUCACACAUCCAUAUCCUUCAGAGGAGCAGAAGAAACAGUUAGCCCAAGACACAGGACUUACAAUUCUACAAGUAAACAACUGGUUUAUUAAUGCCAGAAGAAGAAUAGUACAGCCUAUGAUUGACCAGUCAAAUCGAGCAGGUUUUCUUCUUGAUCCUUCAGUGAGCCAAGGAGCAGCAUAUAGUCCAGAGGGUCAGCCGAUGGGAAGCUUUGUAUUGGAUGGUCAGCAGCACAUGGGAAUCCGGCCUGCAGGUUUGCAAGGCAUGCCAGGGGACUACGUAUCUCAGGGUGGUCCUAUGGGUAUGAGUAUGGCACAGCCAAGUUACACUCCUCCCCAGAUGACCCCACACCCUACUCAAUUAAGACAUGGACCCCAAAUCCAUUCAUAUUUGCCAAGUCACCCCCAUCACCCAGCCAUGAUGAUGCACGGAGGACCCCCUACCCACCCUGGAAUGACCAUGUCAGCGCAGAGCCCCACAAUGUUAAAUUCUGUAGACCCCAGUGUUGGUGGACAGGUUAUGGACAUUCAUGCCCAAUAGUAAAGGGAACUCAAGGGAAAAACAAACAAACAAACAAAUAAAAACAAAAACAAACUAUUUUAAGACUUUUGAACUUUGACCAGAUGUUGACACUUAAUACGAAAUUCCAGACAGCUGUGAUUAUUUUUUACUUUUUGUCAUUUUUCAUCAACAACAGAGGACCAACGAAACAAGAACACAAAUGUGAAAUCAUGGGCUCGCUGAAAUGAAUUAUGUCCAUGUACAGAUCCUCUGGAAAAAAAAAAAAGACUCCAAGAGUUAUAACUACUGUAGUAUAAACAUAGGAACUAAGUUAACUUGUACAUUUCUGUUGAUCACUCCGUUACGUUGCCUCAAAUAGUUUUAGAAGAAAAAAAUCCUUGUUUUCCACACUAUGUGUGUUGUUCCCAAAAGAAUGACUGUUUUGGUUCAGCAGUGAAGUCACUAUCCAUGAAAGACCUGUUUUGGCCAGUGAGAAAAGAACUACCCUGGAGAUGAAGACGAAAAGUCUUGCUGGGUCUCUCAUCACUCAGAAGACUGUUCCAAGAAGGCCUUGCCAUUCCCUCAUUUUGUUCCUUCAUAAAAUGUGUCCUUUAGUUUCAAACAGAUCUUUAUAGUUUGUGCUUCAUUAAGUCUCUCCCCCUUCCUCCCCAAUCUAUUUUUUUUGGACUCUUCUUCAAAGAGCUUGCAGGUGAAGAUUUAAAAGACAGAACAGACAGAGCAGGAACUUCUUCCAGUAGUUCUGAGCCUUGGCUUUGGACAAAACAAAAGUAAAAGUUGGGCAGCUUUCCUCAAUGAAAAAAGUUACUAACGGUCUUUGCACCAAACCUAGGACUUUAUCAUGAACUCAAAGCUUGGGGAAAAAAAAGCAAGAGAAUACUGUAACAAACUUCGUACAGAGUUCGGUCUAUUAAUUGUUUCAUGUUAGAUAUUCUAUGUGUUUACCUCAAUUGAAAAAAAAAAAAGAAUGUUUUUGCUAGUAUCAGAUCUGCUGUGGAAUUGGUAUUGUAUGUCCAUGAAUUCUUCCUUUCUCAGCACGUGUUCCUCACUAGAAGAAAAUGCUGUUACCUUUAAGCUUUGUCAAAAUUUACAUUAAAAUACUUGUAUGAGGACUGUGACGUUAUGUUUUAAAAAGAAAAAAAAAAAGGUGUUAAGUCACAAAAUGCGGUAAUAAAUAUUUCAUUUUUGAUUUUUUGCUAGGCUUUUGUGUUUUUAAUCAUGCUUAGGAGAGACUGGAGUUAUUGGGAGAGAUGUCUCAUACAUUUCUUGCCGGCAUUGAGAAGAAAGGUUGGAAAAAUCAGAAACAAGCUUGUCAUCAGCAUUAAUAGAAUGAUUGGAUGAAAGAACGUCUGAGGUUAUAUAGUUCUGCGGUUUAUCUAUAUUAUAUUUAUGCAGAUUAAACAAAAAAAUGAAAUAUUCUCUCACCAGCUUGGAUUUCAGAGAACUGUGGCUAAUAGCUGUACUAUCUGCUAAUGACCUUGAAGCUGAGCUUGAGUCAUGAAGGCCCAGAUAUGAGUCCAGUAAGCCCACGUAUGUUAGGUGUAUGUAUGACCACCACAGCCCUUAGCUCCGGUUAUGUAGCUCAGAGGUGGAAAAAUGGCUUUAAAGCAGUAGAUUCAGAAGUUUUCAGAGGAGAAAAGCAGCUUUGAGUUUAAUUAGAGUUUUACCUGCGUGAGGGUUGUGUAGUCUAGCUUUUGAGAUGGUUUUACUACUUUUCUUGUUUUCACUUGUUUUCAGAAGGAAAGGGGUCGGGGGGAAGGGAAAAAGUUAAUUUCACAUUUUGUAUAUAAGUAGCUGGUGCAGAAUCAUGAGUGCAGCUUUGGCUUUAAUUAAAUAAGAGCUUGUGGUAUAUUUAAGCAGCUAAAGGAGAGUUUGAACUAGGAGGGCAUCAGCACUGUUAGGAAAAAGUCACCUUUCACUGCCCUUAAUUGUACUAUUAGGUCAGUAAGAGCAGGAUGGGGCCCAAGGAGCAGGAGAAAGUUCCAGCUUUCUGCAAGGAGAGGAGUGGGAAACACCUGAUAAUUACCUUAACUUUCUAGGAAACAAGUGUUACUGACUUCAACAUCUGUAAAUUUGUAACCCUUCUCCUUCCUCCUCCUCCUCCUCAUUCCAACUGGCCAGGGUGUUAUUAAAAACUUUGACUGACAGCUUUUACCAUUGGAAUGUGGAAAGAAGCUCAGACUCAUAGUUAAUGUUUAAUUUGUGCACUGAGUAAAUGGACCCACGCUGCUGAUGACAGAAGGGAGGAUGCCAGUAAAAUGGGUGUGAGGUUUUAUUUAGCAGUCAGAUCCUGCUUUGUGGGUAUUUUUUGAAGGCAUUUGUAUGAAAUUUAAAGGAUGAUAAUUCACUGCUUGGUUUUGAUUCUCUCUGU